CGAGCUACACCGCACUUCAGCUGCAGCUCAUCUGCAUAUCAGCUGCAGAUUGGACAAAACUCGAGAGCAGGGUGGGGCUAUACUGACACACUCCAGAUGCAGAGUGGCAGAGAAGGUGUACCUGUUUUUAAACAAACAAACAAAAAAAAGUCCAGUCCAAGUUGAGUGAAUGGGGGGACUGGAAAAGAAAACUGGAUGCUAUCUGAUUGGCGAAGCACGGAAAAUAGGUGUGCUUAUGUAACACGGGGUGUCCCGAAACUAAAAAAAGUGACAGUCUGAGGAUCUUCCAAGGGCCUUUCUUCUGACUGCUUUCUGUCUCUUCUGUGGCUGUCUGGAAGGAAUACAUCUGGUUCUGAAGGGAUAAUAUGGCAGCAAAUUCAGAAACAAACAGUGACACAGAGGACCAGGACAAGGAAUACGUGGGUUUUGCAACUCUGCCAAACCAGGUGCACCGCAAGUCCGUCAAGAAGGGAUUUGACUUCACGCUUAUGGUGGCAGGCGAGUCUGGCCUGGGAAAGUCCACCCUGGUCAACAGUCUCUUUCUCACAGAUCUUUACAAAGAUAGGAAGCUGCUCAAUGCAGAAGAGCGAAUAACGCAGACAGUAGAAAUCACCAAACACACAGUGGAUAUAGAAGAGAAGGGUGUCAAACUGAAGCUCACCAUCGUGGACACCCCUGGGUUUGGGGAUGCUGUAAACAACACUGAAUGCUGGAAGUCGGUGGCUGACUACAUCGACCAGCAGUUUGAGCAAUAUUUCAGGGACGAGAGUGGCCUCAACCGCAAGAACAUCCAGGACAACCGCGUACACUGCUGCCUUUAUUUCAUCUCACCGUUUGGUCACGGCCUCCGGCCUUUGGAUGUGGAAUUCAUGAAAGCUCUGCAUGAGAAGGUGAACAUUGUCCCCAUCUUGGCCAAAGCAGACACACUCACCCCCACUGAGGUCAAGAAAAAGAAAAUCAAGAUCCGAGAAGAGAUUGAGCAGUACGGUAUCAAGAUAUACCAGUUCCCCGACUGUGACUCUGACGAAGAUGAAGAAUUUAAACAGCAGGAUACCGAGUUGAAGGAAAGCAUCCCCUUUGCAGUAAUUGGCAGCAACACGGUGGUGGAGGCCAAAGGGAAGAGGGUGCGAGGCCGUCUCUACCCCUGGGGCAUCGUAGAGGUGGAGAACUCGGCGCAUUGUGAUUUCGUGAAGCUGAGGAACAUGCUCGUUCGCACGCAUAUGCAAGAUCUGAAGGACGUGACCCGGGAGACUCACUAUGAGAACUACAGAGCCCAUUGCAUCCAGAGCAUGACCCGCAUGGUUGUGAAGGAACGCAACCGCAAUAAACUAACCAGGGAGAGCGGCACAGACUUCCCCAUCCCCAUGGUGCCUGGAGUGGCGGACAACGACACAGAAAAGCUCAUCCGAGAGAAAGACGAGGAGCUGCGGCGGAUGCAGGACAUGCUGCAGAGGAUCCAGGAUCAAAUGCACGCUCAGAAAGACGCCUAUUAACAUAAGGACAACAGUCACACUCUCUCUCUUUAACUGGGAUAAAAAAUAAAAAAAAGAAACACCCAGGAAACCUUUAUUCCUCUCUAGGACAUUGACAUCCCUACGUGCCCACCCAAACACCACUCAACCUCAUCAAUAGCACGUUACACAUGGAUCAGGGACCUGCGAGGAGGUGGUAAGAUGUUCUGACAUUUGCAGCUCGACGACUCCCUUUAUCCUCUCCAGAGUCUCCCUCAUUAUUUAAAACCACGGCUGCAAAACACUUCGACCCUCCACUCUACUGUUUUCUCCUCUGUCAAAACUUUAAACUAAUUAAAAAGGUUUGUUGUCGGUUUGAAUAACUCAUCUCUAGUUUGAGGGUUUGUUUAGUUGUCUGUAAUGGUAAGCAGAGUGAUUUUUCAAUAUCUGAACUUCAUUUAGCCACUUGAUCACAGGGUUGUUUUAUGUUGUUUUAUUUUAUUUUUUUUACAUAAGGUCUGAUAUAAGGUCUACAUGUGCUGACCUGUUCAGAUAUUUUAAGCACAUUUUUCUGGUGCAAGUGUUUAUUUUUACUAUCUCUAUAGGUCAACAUGCAUAUAUACUGUAAUAAUUUAAUUUUCUAUAUUACACUCACAAACAUUUGUUCUACUGUUUAUCUCGUAUGUGUUUCUGGUUUUAUUUAACGACACCCUUCUACACUGAUAGACAUGUAUGGAUGAUUGUUUCCCUUCAGCUGAGCUUCCUGUCAGUUUAAUCUUUAUGUGAGUGAUUGUUUUGAUCCAUUUAAACUUAUUUUUUAUCGGCUCGUCUGCAUGUUUAUCAUAGUCGCCACCUCUGCUGCCUGACAGCAUGGAUGUUAGUGGCACCGCUCAAUGUUGGCCAGUCUUAACUCACUGCAAUGCUUACCGAUUGCCAUAUCGACAUUUAAAAAUAGUCUAACUUUUUACAUGACAAAGCUUUAUUGUUUGGAGGAUUCCCCAAAAACAGAGUUGUGUCAAAGUCAGUUCAUCUCAUGAGGGCUGAUCAUGACCAUCCACAGUUCACAUGUGAGAGCUGAUGACACCUUUGAUAAGACAGGACCCAUAAGUUUGCAUGAGGUGAGUGUCCGAGGGAAGGGUCGCCAUGUGGUGUAUUUAUUUUUGCAUGUGUUGUUGUGAAGGUUACUCGAUUUGCAGAUCAAUUAAGUGAUCACCGGGUUAUUAUUAAGGCAAUGGAAAUAUGUAGCUACUUAAUUGUUGGAAAAUAUAUUGAGAAGAGGUGGGCUUUUUUUUUUCGAUUUUGGUUGGUUAUAAUUAUACCUUCAUAAGUUGGAUGUGUGCUAACCUUAAUGUUUAUCUUAUAACCAAAGCCAACAAUGACAAACCUGUCCUAAAUUUUGAAUUUUCCUUUAGUGUGAAUUUCUUUUUUGUACUGACAUGGAGAAAAUUGUUUUGGAAAAAAAAAAAAAAAGUCAAAGCCAAGAGUAAUGAUCCAAAUUAUUGUAUAAACUUGAUCCUCUUGCUAAUUAUUUUUAUGUUCCAAGUAUGAACCCCCCUUUUUUGGAAAUUAAAUGACUCUGCCAUGUUGU
Molecule: messenger RNA, 3039 nt
Organism: Larimichthys crocea (large yellow croaker)
Lineage: Eukaryota; Metazoa; Chordata; Actinopteri; Sciaenidae
Product: septin-4
Exons: 11
Coding region: 366-1493 (375 amino acids)
Molecular function (GO): GTP binding
Source: RefSeq, a predicted model, not a curated record